GAAGAGGAACCACCCUGGCCUUGCCCCUUUAUAAAAUUUGGGUUCAGAAUCAUCAGCACCUGGGGAUGGUGCUCAGGGAAUGUUGUCCCUCUUGUAGUUAAAGCAAGAUGCCCUCUGUGGGCAAUGGGGGUUGGUGCCAGGGACCAACCCUUCUCCAUAUGCAGGAGAUCUGAGCACAGGACAUGGGGUUAAAGAAUUAUCUGCACUGGGUAAAUCUUGAUGAUGGAGCAGACCUGGGAGCUACUGCUUGUGCUUAAAGAACACAGAAAAAAAAUAUAUAUAUAUAUCUACGAGUAAGGUUCUGAAGUGGUGCUGACCUUUCCACCCAUCUCCUUCCCUUUCUCUUCCCCUGGCAGCUUCCCUGCCCACCUCCAUCCCCUGCACUGCCCUCACUGAAUUCCCACUCCUGUCCCAGAGGGCAUAUUCUGUAAUCACAUCAGCUCCAAAGGAUGUUAAGGGAAAACUGAAAAGCUUUCUAAUAAUGAAUAAACCCAGGGGGAUUAUGUGCCCUGACCCAUCUAGAAAUUAUACGUGAGCAGACUGAAAAUGCAAACUAAUACAUUAAAGAGAAAGACUGGGAGAGGAUUUAUCAGCCCAGCUCCGUGUCCUGCCCUUGGCUGUUCCUGGUAGAGAUAUUUCAGGUCAAGGUGGAAGAAACUCCAUGGAACAUCCCUAUGGAGUGUGUUGGCCCCACUCUGGGAGAAUCCCCCUUAACCUUGGCUCAUGGUGAUGCUCAGCACCACAUUGCAUCAUGGCUUCUGUCUUUUAUCAUGUCAGUUGGUAUCUAACCUAAUUUGGGGAUGGAGAGCCUCCUUAAAGGGCCUUCCCAUUAAAAGCCAUGUGUUUUUAUGACUGUAGAAAUUCCCCCCAUCAACUCCCUCCUUACUUUUUUUUUUUUUCCUCUUGCCCCUCCUAUCUCAUCCUCCCCAGUGUAAAAACCCCUUUGUGCCUUUCACUACCAGCUUUGGGCAGGCACUAAUCCUGUCUGUCUGCCCUGAGGGGAAGUGGCCAGCACCAAAAUUAGAGCCCAGCUCUAUUCCUUAAGGGUACUUUUGUAUAUAUCUUCUGUGGUUUCUCAUCCCCCUGCCUAACACAACCAGCUCAGAGUGCUGAGCCAGCAUUUCCUCAUCUGCCCAGCACAGCCUUGGGCUCUUGCCGUAUUUUUUUUGAUUCAAAACCCACUAAAGUGCAUGAAAAUCUCAGGCUACACCCUCUCACACGCACUGCUUUUCACUGCUCAGCGUUUCAAUUAACCUGUCGGCAGGCUUUUCAUUAGCGUGCCUUCGUUAAGUCCCAGUGCAGCCUCCCUGGCCUCAGCCAGCGGAUAUUACUCUCUGCUCUCUGUAAAAAUUUUCCACUUGACUGUUCGCCCUUUCCCCUGCAUCAUUAACAAAAGAUUUCAUCCUAAAAUGGACUCUCAGGGAUGUCCUAUUAUUAUAUUAUUUAUAUGUCGAGAAUGAACUCUUGAUUCCAUUUCUUCUUUUCUCCAUCUUAAUAAGCUUUUAAUACACUGCGGAAGCUCGACAAUCCCCCUUUGGCAAUUGAGUUUUCUUAAAAGCCUCUUUGAUGGCCUUUAUCAAAAAGCACUCAGGAAAAUGUAUUAACUGUUCUCCAUUAUCCACUGUUUUGUUGACUUAUCAUGAGACAAUUUUUUUUCCCCAUAUAUUAGGAGCAUGCAGACAGUUUUUUACUCUGCCUUUAAUUAUUAUUUCAGUUUGCUUGCUGCGUACCACGGCAGUUCCUGAACCUGAAUGGAUCCUUGCAAACAUGUUCAGUUGAACCAUGUAUUUACCGAAAAAAUGCAGGUGUUAAUUAAGACUAGUUGCAAAUACACCAAAAAUACAGGAAAUAGCUCCGGAAAAAACCCUCUUCUGACAUGUGAAAAUGUGUUUCCUUCUGCAGCUUUAAAUGAAACACUGCUUUCCUCUUUUCAAGCAAUAUAUCAAGAUUAAGUGUAAUUUUAACCUGAUUCCCGCAUUGUAUUAACGCGUUUCUAGGGAAAAUGUCUUUCCAAUGGCAACGAGCUCAAGCUAGAGGGGGAGGAAUGUCCUUUUUCAGGCUGCUAUUCUUCUGCAAAGAAACCAAAUGAAUUAAUAUACCGUUUGGGGCUUUCCCAUACACAUUGCCCUCCUCCUCAACAAGCAUAGAACUGGCUGGUUGUACCCUCCUACAGCUUUUUAGAGAGGAAAUGGCUGAGUGUCCUCCAGGGCUCUCUUGUAAGAAGGGGUUUUGGUGCUAAUGUACUGAGGGGUCCCAAAGGAACUGGGUUGGAGAGAUGCCCACCUGCUCAGAGAUCUCCCUCAUCCCAGGGAUGGCAUGCAGUAGCCCAUGGCCUUGUCCCUGCUCCUACAGGAUGCUUUUGACAAACAUCCUCCCUUCAAAAAUGGCCAGUUCCUGCUAGUGCAAGGGCAUCUCUUUCAAUAAAGUAGUAAGAUGGGGUUGAGCUGGUGAUCCUAUUCCUUGGUUAAGGUAGGGUCUCAUCUUACUCAUCACUUCAAAAUGAUAUGAAGUGCUCUAGAGGGAUGCAGUAAGGUACCCAUCAGAGGCAUUUCAAGACAAAUCAUGUAAAACCAGGCUGGGAUCACAGUGCACAUCCAAGGGAAAUUUGCUGGACAUAAUUUUUCAUGUGAUGGGCGCUCUUUCUCUUUCCUCGUACACCUCCAAGGGAUGGGCUUUUUUGAAGGGAAGUCACUAAAGUUGUUAUAGUGAAGCAGAGAGCCACACCCACAUCUUUUCCUUUUCUCUAGGUCCUGUUGUGCGAGGCCAGCUCUCCAGGCAGCUCUCCAGGCACUUCAGCCUCCCAGGCAGCUCCUGGCUCAGCCUGCCUGUUCCCCAGCCUUUGGAAACAGAGCAGAGCCCUAAAAAACACAUGUCUUCUUCUGAGCCCAUCCUGGACCUCAAGACAGACACAACAGAAGCACUUCCAGCCCGCAGUGACCCUGAGGAGCCCAGACCAGACCCGGGGAUGAGGCAGGACCCCGCCAGCCCCCUGCGUGGGUGUGAUCCUGCAGCCUCCAGCACCAGCAGUCACAGUGAGCUCAGUCCUGCUCCAUCCGCAGGUGAGAGCAUCCCGGGCAGAGACCCCAGGUCAGAGCAGGGGGAUCCCAGCCCUGCGGACUCCUUGCCAUGUCCAGAAGCCCCUGAGGAGUGCCCGGCUCGCCCCAACACCCUGGACUUGUCCAAGUCACUGAAGAAGCUGGAGGAGGUGAAGCAGAUGGGGCAGAGGUGUAACAGUGACCACGCGGCGGUGAAGGAGAACGGGGUUGGGAGCAGCCCUAUGGCUGUGGCGGUGAGCGAGGAGAGGAAGGCGCUGGAGUCCGAGCUGGGGAAGUGCAUCGAGGACUUCCGAAAGAUCAAGAUCCCUCUUGCCUUUCCCAAUAAGAAGCGGCAGUGGCAAAGCGAGCUGCUGAGGAAAUAUCAGCUGUGAGGGGUGCAGUGAGGCUCUCUGGGGGUACCCCCAGCCAGUGGGCAGCACAAGGCAUCCGCACACAUGGGGUGAGGAGUGUAGGCUGCUCCUUCAACAAGUGUUGCAAGCCUUCAGCUAGGGCAGCAUGCUCUUUACCAUGGCCAUCAGGAGGGAUGCGUGCUGUCCCAAAUGGUAUGGACAUAGGUGAAGGGACAUAAAAAAGGGAAGGGGGCCCAGGGAGAAUCACCAGGGGGAAAGCUACUGUCCAGCAGGAGCUCUCAUUGUGUGAAUGAAUUUUCCUGGUGUUUCAAGUAAUAAAAUAUAGUUGGUGUCAAAAAGGAA
Molecule: messenger RNA, 3748 nt
Organism: Numida meleagris (helmeted guineafowl)
Lineage: Eukaryota; Metazoa; Chordata; Aves; Galliformes; Numididae
Product: BTB/POZ domain-containing protein KCTD16-like
Exons: 3
Coding region: 2870-3427 (185 amino acids)
Source: RefSeq, a predicted model, not a curated record